ACGGCGCAAUCCGUUAGAUUCAAAGUUUGGUGAAAGGCUGUCCGUGAAAGGCGGUUCAUUGUGAGAAUGUCCAACGAUAAAAGUCCGUUGUCUUUUCCAUGGUAGGAGCGAUCGCCCUCCACAACAAUGGAUAUUAGUGAGCAGGGCCCCAGUGCCCGAUGCCUUGUUGCGGAUCGAAUGAAAGUACAGGCUGGCUCCUGCGGCCAGGAUGCUGUUGGAAAAGAUGUUGACGCUGGUUUGCGGCGGGACUUGGAGCUUCUGAGAGCGGCAGGCAAGGAAUCGCCGUUACCAAGACCGAUAGGAGUCAGGCAAACCGUGAAACAUUUAUCGAACGAGUUCCAAGGCUUGUACGAGGAGAAACUGAAGCAGCUGCGGAAUAAAGAUGGAAGUAAAGGUACCCUAAAGUUUUCUUCCCUUAACUUGAGGAGUAUUCCAUUGGAGCAAGUUGCAAAACAUUGUUGUUCAACUGAAAAGAAAUCAGAAGAGACAUCAAAGUCCCACUCGGAAAGCUUGAAGUCCCAUUUCAUAGCAGGCGAUCAGAUAAUUCAAAGGCCUCCUGUGGAACUGAAGGAAGUGUUAAGCGACAGUCGUCCAAGUAAGGCCGAGGUUCAGAAGAAGAAAGUCACCAUUUUUGACCUGAAAUAUCUAAUGAAACAACUUCAACAGCAGCACAAUGAAACAGUGGAAGAAAAUGGACGCUUACGAGCACGACUUGAAGCUUGGAUGAUCACGGCGCAAAGUGAACAGGAUGUCCUUUCAAAUGAAGUCUUUUGUAAGGAAGAUGUAAUCCAUAAACUAAGAAUGAAGCAACUUACUCAGGAUGAAAAAUCUAAAAUAUUAGAGGAACAGAUUGAACAUCAAGAGAGGCAGAUGGAGCAACAACAUCAGAAAUACAUAGCUUCAGUUAACAUUGUUGAAAAGCAACAGCAGAUGAUUCAUUCUCUAGAAAAGGAUCUUCAAAAUGCCAUGAUUGCAGAAAAGGAAAUGGCUGUUCAGGUGGCUCAGCGUGAAGCAACCAUUAAACAUUUGCAAAUUGAAUCAUCCUCAUUGAGUUCAGCGCAAGAAUUGAAUGAUCAAACAAUUGCACAUAAAAGGCAGAUUAUUAGAGAGCUACAGGAAGAAAAUGAUACACUGAAGCAGAAAUUGAAAGCAACAUUAUGCAAGGUAAAUGAAAGUGAAGAACAAGUUUACAGUCUGAACUUGGAAACAAAUACAUUGAAGAUAAGAUUGGUGGAAAAGACUGAUCUUGCUCAAAGUCUGGAAGAACAAAUUCUCAAACAGCAUGAGUCCUUAAACAGGGUGAAUGAAACUCUUAGGAAUACUAAGAAGGCAGCUGGUAAUAAGAUUCAUCAGAAGGAAAACAAAUUGUAUGCUUUGCAGAAAGAGUUAGAGGAGGCUCAAAAGCAAUACUCAGCCUGCUAUGAGGAGUUGCUCCACAGAGAAAAACUCAUGCAGAAGUUAAGAGAAGAAGCUAUGCAGUUGACAGACCAAAUAUCACAGCAUUCCCAGGAUAUCAGCAAGCUCAGCACUGAGAAGCAGGAAAUAGAACUGGAAAUGGCAGUAAUUGCUGAGAAGCAUAGAACUGCUCAACAAGAGGUCAUUAAUAGAGAUCAAAUUAUUCUAAAAUUGAAGACAGACUUGAAAACUGCACAGGAGAAAUAUACAAGUUCACAGGACGAACUCAGUGUUCAGCAAGGUGAGAUCAACCAACUAAAUGAGAAAUUGAAAGAUCUGCAGAAUGAAAUUUGUAAACAAAAGGUUAUUGGCAAUGAACAAGAAAACCUCCUGAGCCAAGCUGAAAAGUCUAUUCAAGAAUUUGCACAUGAACGGGAAAUGCUCAUGCAAGAGAUACAAGCCAAUAAAAAUAACAUAGCACAAUUGCAGAAUGAGUUGGAUAUCGCAAAGCAAUCUUGCAAUUUUGAUUUGGAACGAUGGUCACAGAAGAAUGUUUUGUUGCAAAAGGAGUUGGAUUCAACUAUUGUUGAAUUGCACGAUAGUCUUAGCAAAGUACAAGAGUACAAGACGAUUGCAAUGCAACUCAAAGGAGACUUGGAAAAAGCAAAUCAUCUUCAUUGUGAGGCUGCAAGGCUAGCUGAACAACAUGAAGAUGUUAUCCAAAAACAGAAUGAUGAGAUUUUGCAUUUAAGAGAGCAGAUUGAUCACUUAAACAAUGAAAAUACACAAAGUCACAAUCAAGCAAAAGCUUUUGAAUCUGCUACAGACCUGUACAAGCAGAAAUACCAAGAGCUGGAGAAACUUUUGCAGAGCUUUGAAGAAGAAUCAAAAUAUUCAAGUAAUCAGAUAUUUGAGCUGAAUGAUACAGUCCAUAAGUUAAAAGAUGAAAUGAUGACCUUGCAACAUCGAUAUGAAGAAAAGUGUAGCCAAAUUGAAACUUGUGAAGAAAUGAUUGAUCAACUGUCAGAAGAGUUGAAUGCAAGUCAAGAGAACUUACAGAAAAACAAAGACCACACUGCUCAGUGUGAACAAUUGAUUGACAUAUUAAAAGAUAAGGUCCAGAAAAUGCAAAGAGAGAUUACUGAUCAAGAAGACGCAAUACAACAACUUCAAUCAGACCUGACUCAGUGUCAAAUCAGCCAUCGUCAUUCCAAUGAAGAGUAUAAUACGCAGACUAGACACAUUGAAUAUUUGCAGAAGGAACUUGAAAGUGUGAAAAAUGUUUGCAAUGAAAAGAUUAGUCAAGUUGAACAAUAUGAGCAAACCAUAUUUGAUCUCAGGACAGGAAUAGCAGAAUCUUCUGACCAGCAAAAGAGCUAUCUAGAUGAAGUGGAAAAUCUUCAAAAAACUUUGAAAACCCUUCAACUGAGUGGAACAGCUUCUGAUCAUAAGCAUAAACUAGAACUCGUACGACUGCAGCAACAGAUUACCCAACUUGAAAAUGAUCUUAGAGAUUCACAGAUAGCUUGCAACCAAAAGAAUCAGGAAAUAUGGAAAAGAGAUGAUCUCCUGCAGAAGACAGAGGCUGAUCUUCUGCAGUCUCAAGAAAAUCUCAAAAUGAAGGUAGGAGAGCUUGAAGCUUUGGAUAACAUAGCCAAGAACCUGAAAGCAGGAAUACAAGAAUUACAGAAUCACAAGAAACAGAUUGAUAAAGAAAAUGCAGCACUGAGAACCGAGAUCCAGCAUCUAAACCACGAGCUACAGGAUAUUCAGCAACAGUUCAGAGAGAAAGCUCAAGAGCUUGCCAGUCGAGAACAAAAGCUGAUUUUAAUGGAGUCGAACUUACAAACCACUGAGAAGCAGCUCAAUGAUCAGAUAACUGAGGUAGUCCAUCAAGAGCAAAGGCAACACAAAUUACAUACUGAACUUGAAACACUUAAAAAGCACCUUGAAACUACCAAUGAAGAGAUUACCAAGUACAAACAAAUUGAAGGGGAGCUAAAACACAAACUGAAUCUGAAAAAACAGCAAGAACAACAGAAUUUCCAGGAAAUCCUGAAGCAUCAGCACGAUAAUCAGAAGGCAGUGUUGGAACUAACCAUUGCUAAAGAUCAGGUCCACAUUCUGCAGCAAAAGUUUCAACAGCAAGACGAUUUAGUAAGGACUUUACGGGAUGAGCUUAAUGAGGAACAGAGCCAGUAUCAGAAGCAACAAAGGCACCUGGUUAAAUUAAAGCACCACACAUCUGAAUUAGAAACUGAAGUGGAUAAUCUCAAAAUUAAUCAAAAAAGUGAAAUGCAGAUGAUUGAGGACAAGGAAAAUCAUAUAUCUGCACUGGAGGAAGAGUUGAAACAGCUGCAAAACAAAUAUCAGAGUGUCUGUGAGGAGUUGAUGAAAGAGAAAAAUUUUCAAUUCAAGAUGACUACAGCUGAGAAAAAGUCAAAAAGCCACCCUGAAGAGAUACAAGAAUAUGAAGAGAGACUAAGAGAACUUAGUGUUCAGUUGAACCAAGCACUAAGAAAAAACAAGGAAAUUAUCAAAGAUUUGGUCACUAAAGAUGAACAGCUGAUUAUGUAUGAAAAGGAGAUGGCUGCUUUACGUGACAAGUUGCAAGAAAACAUGGCGGAGUUGGAGGCUCAAAAACAGGCUUUGGAAGCUGUGCAAAGAGAUAAUAAUUGGUUCCACAAGGAAAGUGAGUUAAUGGUCUCAAAUGUCAAUAAAUGGAUCACAGAGCAAGGGAAGGCAAAUGAAACUUUGAGUGCAAAAAUCAAAGAGCAAAAUCAACUUGUCUCCCACUUAACAACAGAUAAACUUCUCUUACAGGAAACCAUUGAUGGUUUGAAUCAAGAAUUGAAGAAAGUUAGAACUGAAUUAGAAGAAAAGAAAACUUAUACAGAACAAAUACGGGCAUUACAGAACCAUUCUGCCAAUCAGCAGAUACUGCUCAAUCAAUUCAGAGGUCUUUUGGAAGAUCAAGAGCAUGAACAUGAGAGUCUUAUAGCCGAAAAACUUUCAACUAUUGAAGACAUGCACAACCGAUUGAAGACCAGUAUUCAAUCAAUACAAUUGUUGAAUCAACAGUUAAACAUACUCAACAAAGAAAACCUAAAACAGCAGCAAGAUUUGGAAGAAGAGCAGAUCCAGCGUCAUCAACUUGAACUGCAGUCAGAAGCCUUCAAACAGAUCAUCUGUUCACUGAGGAGCCAACUGAAGGAUCAACAAUACCUGUACCAUCUACCGAGCCAGAAAGUAUCUUUACCUGAGGGGACUAUGGUUUCUGAUCCAGCCAAACUUCUAAACUGUUCCCAAGGACUUGAACAAAAACCAAGCAAAGUUUCUUCAACAGCGAGAGUUGAAGAUGUAACCAGAGAGGAGCUUGAAAAAUCAGUGAUUACUGAUCCAAUGAUACCAGACAAUUCUUACUGGAUCCAACGAGUUGGAGAGCUUUCUGCUCGGCUAGAAGUGAGCACUGAAUACUGGACAGACAAAAUGAAUGAUCUAACCAAGCAAAAUGAGCAUGUUACUUCAAGUUCUGCAAAGAAAUAAGGAUUUCUGAAUUAUCAGGUUCAACAGAUAUUUGAGAAAACAAUGGUAAUUAAAUGUUUCCUUGAAUAGGGAUUUUUUAUAUUCAUAACAAUCUAUUAAUAUGAAUAAGCUAAUGCUGGUGACUUAUAUAACUACUAGUAAUCUAAAAUUUGCAAGAAGUAUUUAUUGAUUACAGAAUUAGAACAGAAUAUGUGGAGGGAAAACAAAAUAAUGAAAGUUGAUAAACAACAGUGUGUUUACUACUGAAAGAAAACGAUGAAAGGAAGCUGAAGAAAUAUUAUAGAUUCUGAAUAAUCAAAACUAGUAGUUUUCAGACUAAUAGUAUUGGUAUUAAAAAAGCCUUGAUUUACUAUUUUUUUUCUGAAAGGCAUCCAUUUUUCUGACCUCUCUAUAUCAUGUGCAGGUGAAAUAUGGAAGGCGUUUCAACAGACUGUUAGUUUUAUUUCUGCUUAUCCACUGAUUGUCAUUACAGCUGACUCAACAUCUUCACAACAGCCAUGACAGCUGAAGGAUAAUAGGUCUUCGUUCAAUACAGGACUCUGCAUAUUUAAACAACGGUGAAUAUGUAGGGUCUUGUCCAACCCAUGACAGUCUGUUACUAAAUUUAUGUUGUGUAGAUAAGAUGACAUAUUUCGCUUUCUUUGAAAACACUUCUUAAAGGAUAUGAUUGAAAUAAAAGCUAAUGAUUUGGUGAAUAAAAUGCAUUUAACAUUCCGUUGUUUAGUCUCUUGAUUGUAGCUGGCAUGAUUCCUUUUCAAUGAGGAUGGAACAUCUGGAAAUAACAUGUUAGUGUCAAGCCAAAUGGUUACAAUUUUAUCUACAGAACACCGUGCAGUGAGAGAGAUUACCAGACUGAGGAGAUUUCAAAGUCAUUCUUAUACAACAUCUAAAAUGUUGUAUGGAGAUUGUAAUUUUAAAUUGUCAAUUCACU
Messenger RNA from Stegostoma tigrinum, 5872 nucleotides. RefSeq lists its product as uncharacterized. The transcript is spliced from 29 exons. The record is from RefSeq and is a predicted model, not a curated record. Lineage: Eukaryota; Metazoa; Chordata; Chondrichthyes; Orectolobiformes; Stegostomatidae. Gene Ontology annotation, biological process: spermatogenesis. Bases 127 to 4941 code for a protein of 1604 amino acids.